Molecule: messenger RNA, 1319 nt
Organism: Drosophila sechellia
Lineage: Eukaryota; Metazoa; Arthropoda; Insecta; Diptera; Drosophilidae
Product: odorant receptor 22a
Exons: 4
Coding region: 31-1224 (397 amino acids)
Biological process (GO): sensory perception of smell; detection of chemical stimulus involved in sensory perception of smell
Cellular component (GO): plasma membrane
Molecular function (GO): odorant binding; olfactory receptor activity
Source: RefSeq, a predicted model, not a curated record
AGCUAGUAUUCAAAAAAAGCCACGGACGAGAUGUUAAGCAAGUUCUUUCCCCAUAUUAGUAAAAAGCCAUUGAGUGAGAGGGUUAAGUCCCGAGAUGCCUUCAUUUACUUGGAUCGGGUGAUGUGGUCCUUUGGCUGGACAGAGCCUGAAAACAAAAGGUGGGUCCUUCCUUACAAGCUGUGGUUCGCGUUCGUGAACAUAGUAAUGCUCAUCCUUCUGCCGAUCUCGAUGAGCAUCGAGUACCUCCACCGGUUCAAGACCUUCUCGGCGGGGGAGUUCCUUAGUUCCCUCGAGAUUGGAGUUAACAUAUACGGAAGCUCCUUUAAGUGCGCCUUCACCAUGAUAGGAUUCAAGAAAAGACAGGAAGCUAAGGUUUUGCUGGAUCAGCUGGACAAGAGGUGCGUUCGUGAUGAGGAGAGGUCCACUGUCCAUCGCUAUGUCGCCAUGGGAAACUUUUUCGAUAUUUUGUAUCACAUAUUUUACUCCAGCUUUGUGGUCAUGAACUUCCCGUAUUUUUUGCUUGAGAGACGCCAUGCUUGGCGCAUGUACUUUCCAUAUAUCGAUCCCGAAAAACAGUUUUUCAUCUCCAGCAUAGCCGAGUGUUUUCUGAUGACGGAGGCCAUCUACAUGGAUCUCUGUACGGAUGUGUGUCCCCUGAUCUCCAUGCUCAUGGCUCGGUGCCACAUUAGCCUCCUGAAACAGCGACUGAGAAAUCUCCGAUCAGAGCCAGGAAGGACCGAAGAUGAGUACUUGGAGGAGCUGACGGAGUGCAUUCGGGAUCAUCGAUUGAUAUUGGACUAUGUUGACGCAUUGCGACCCGUCUUUUCGGGAACCAUUUUUGUGCAAUUCCUCUUGAUCGGUACUGUACUGGGUCUCUCAAUGAUAAACCUAAUGUUCUUCUCAACAUUUUGGACUGGUGUCGCCACUUGCCUUUUUAUGUUCGACGUGUCCAUGGAGACGUUCCCCUUUUGCUAUUUGUGCAACAUGAUUAUCGAUGACUGCCAAGAGAUGGCGGACUCUCUUUUUCAAUCGGACUGGACCUCUGCCGACCGUCGCUACAAAUCCACUUUGGUAUACUUUCUUCACAAUCUUCAGCAGCCCAUUACUCUCACGGCUGGUGGGGUGUUUCCUAUUUGCAUGCAAACCAAUCUGGCUAUGGUGAAGCUGGCAUUUUCUGUGGUCACGAUAAUUAAACAAUUUAACUUGGCCGAAAGGUUUCAAUAAGUUGAAAGGGAGGAGAUCUGCUGUUAAAAACAUAAGAGUAUUAUAUUUGUUGUACCCUAAUAAAUAUUUAGUAAUAUCACUGUUUCUCACAAUAA